CCCCCGCCAUGCCUAUUUCUUGCCGAUCGUCUGCUGCCUUGUUUCUUUACUGUCGCUCCAAAACACAUGAAAUGCGGGUGCACAAGUGGAUGAUGAUAGGACUUCUGCUGCUCAGUCUUCUCAGUGAUCAAGCCACUCUGACAAUCAUUUCUGACAAAAGCAUUUGUAAAAUUAGCAGUGACCAGCGCUUGGCAGACUGUAGGGGACGUCUUCUAGCUGAGGUCCCUGUUAAGGAUCUUCCUCCAUCUUUGGAGGAGGUUGACCUGUCCCAUAAUGCAUUGCAGGUUAUUCACCAUGAUGCUUUUUCCCAUCUUUACCGCUUGCGUGUCCUCCAACUACAGUACAACAACAUCUCCCUGAUUGAGGAUGACGCUUUUCGCUUCAAUCCCCUCUUGGAAUAUCUUGAUGUCUUCAACAACUCCCUAAGAGCUAUCCCCACUGAAGCCCUCAAGCCCGCUUCUAGGCUGCGAAUCCUGAGGAUGUCCAACAAUUUCUACACUGAGGCCACUCUGGAUAACAUUUUUGCUAGUUUCACUCAUCUCAAGGAAUUGUCAUUUGGAGGUCCUUUUAUCCAAAGUCUGAAGAAAGGGGAUUUUCAGGCCUUGCAGAAGAUCCCUUUGGAUACUUUUGCUAUUAAAACUGCAUCCAGUCUACAGAAUUAUGAGCCAGGGUGUUUAAAAGUAAUCCAGACCAAAAACAUGUGGUUUGACGUGGCCUUGGACCAAAAGCCAGACAUUCUACCUGUGAUGCUAGGAGAUCUGGCUAACAAGACAUUUGCUGUACUUCGCUUUCGUAACCUUUUUGAAUUCAAGUACUACUCUGGUGAGAUGAACAUUUUCCAAGGCUUAGCAGAUAUUAAAACCCAUCAGCUGAUUUUCUACCGUGGCAAAUUCAAUGAACAUCUUCUGAGGAUGGCACUAAUAAACAUUCAGGUCUCUCCCAUCAGAGGCUUAGGACUUCUGUUCAUUGAUUUUGCCCGGUCACCCACCUUCGUGGACAGUGGCGUGGGUUCCAGUGUGACGGCCCUGGCUUUGGAUGAUCUGGUCUUGUGGGACAUCAGUAAUCCAGACAUCUUGCGGUUUGACUGGCGCUUCACUUGGUUCAGUAAGGUCCGUCGACUGUCCAUUAAGAACGUCAACUUCAACUUUGUACCGUGUGAUGCCUGGGAUGAGAUGGGUAUGAUUGAGGUGUUGGAUGUCUCUAACAAUCGACUGCAAGACCACUACCUUUACAACAGGAGGUGCCAGUACAGUGGGGCUAUGACAUCUCUCCACUCCUUCAACUGCAGCACCAACGAACUGAGCAGCCUGAGUGACAUAGCAUCUUUAACAACAGAGUUUUGGAAGCUGAAAGUGUUGGACCUCAGCUAUAACCAACUAGGUUCCAAGGAGGGUGCCUGCACUUGGAAGUCAAAUAUAACCAGGAUGAUCCUUCACCACAACAACUUUGUCAGCAGCACUCUCAGUUGUCUGCCUACCACAGUGCAGUACCUAGACCUCUCCUUCUGCAACCUGGACCUGGUAGACAUGGACUACUUCAAACAAGCUACAAACCUUAAAGAGCUCCUCCUUAGUGGUAACAAGAUUAAAUUCAUCCCUUCUGGAUGGAGUAAUCCAGCCUUGCUAUCCCUGGCCCUAGACGGGAACUCAUUUGGACUUAUUAGCAUGAGCUCCUUCAAGAACAUGCCAAGUUUAUCCAGGUUGAAAGCAGGAAACAACCCUUACCACUGCACAUGUGACCUCCAUGCCUUCAUCCAGGAGACUACGGCCAAGGGGAAGGUCAACAUCACAGACUGGCCAGACAACUACAGGUGUUACCACCCUGAGGCAUGGCUCAACACAGUAGUGGCUAAUUUCUUCCCUGGACGCAUAGCCUGUGACAUCAGGCUUGUUAUUGUCAUUUCUGUGGUGACAACCACUGUUGUGGUUCUGGCUGUAAUGGUGCUGUGCUAUGUUUUUAAUGUACCAUGGUAUGCUAAAGCCACCUAUCAGAUCCUCAGAGCCAAAUACAGGGCCCACAAGGAAGGGGAAGGAGUGCUGCAAACCUAUGCCUACCAUGCCUUCAUUUCGUACAGCCACUCAGAUGCUGAUUGGGUGAGGGAUAAGUUAUUGCCCUGCUUGGAGAACAGUGAGCCCCCCUACAAUCUCUGUAUCCACGAGAGGGACUUUCUCCCAGGCAAGUGGAUCAUUGACAACAUUAUUGAAAACAUGGAGAACAGCCGGAAGGUAAUCUUUGUAUUGUCACGGAAUUUUGUCAACAGUGAAUGGUGCAACUACGAGCUCUAUUUUGCCAAUCAGCGAGCCAUUGGAAAGACAUUCAAUGAUGUCAUACUUGUGGUCAAGGAGCCUAUCGAGCCAAAUUCUUUGCCCAACAAAUACUGCAAGCUAAAGAAGAUGCUGAGUACCAAGACAUACCUGGAAUGGCCUCAUGAAGCCAAGCACCAGGUCUUCUUCUGGGCUCAGCUGAAAAGUGUGCUGGGAAAACCCAGCAUCCCCAGAGAUCGAGCCUCCAGCACCCGGAGUCCACACUCAGAGGUCAAUGUGUCUGUGGUGGAACUCCCCUUGGAGGAAGGGAUACCUGCAGAGAUAAUUCCAGUUGCAGAUAGAGGAGGGGAGGCCCUUCCAGAAGUUUUAGUAAUUCACAAAACAAAUAUAAUGGUUUCCAAACUGGAGAAUGCAAUGGAGAGCCUCAUAAGAGUAUUCCACAACUAUUCAUCAAAGGAGGGUGACAAGUACAAGCUGAGCAAAGUGGAGCUGAAAAGCCUCUUGCAGGGAGAGCUCUGUGACUUCUUGACGGCCAGUAAAGAUCCAAUGGUGGUGGAAAAGAUUAUGACAGACCUGGAUGAAAAUCGGGAUGGUGAAGUGGACUUUCAGGAGUUUGUGGUCUUGGUGGCAGCACUGACUGUGGCCUGUAAUGAAUUCUUUGUAGAAAGCAUGAAACAGUGAAACAUCAGUGUGAACUCCCCCUUCCUUUCCCCCUUAAUAAAAAUGACUCUUUCAACCCAA
This is a messenger RNA of Anguilla anguilla (European eel), 3005 nucleotides long. RefSeq names its product toll-like receptor 18 (gene tlr18). Gene Ontology annotation, cellular component: membrane. Gene Ontology annotation, biological process: immune response; regulation of heart contraction; toll-like receptor signaling pathway. The record is from RefSeq and is a predicted model, not a curated record. The coding region runs from base 9 to 2945 and encodes 978 amino acids. The transcript has 6 exons. Gene Ontology annotation, molecular function: calcium ion binding; transmembrane signaling receptor activity; protein binding. NCBI's taxonomy places the organism in Eukaryota, Metazoa, Chordata, Actinopteri, Anguilliformes, Anguillidae.